UUGGCAUCGAGCAUGCGCGUUAGGUUCUUCUCGUGCCCCCUACUAACGCCGCCAUUUUAUUUUCUUAAAGAAAGGUCGUUAGCUGUAGCAAUUGGGAAAGAUGCUCUCUCUGCGAGUUGCACGGUUCCUUGGGAGGUCCAUGGUCAAGAGCACUGUGGUAGUGCCAAGAAAUCUAGGUCCGACGAUUUCCGGUGCUUACCAUAACAGUGGCAUUCGACAUGCUAGUGGUGGUCCCACGAGUGCCGAGGUGUCGUCCAUCUUAGAGCAGCGGAUCAUGGGUUUCAGUGACAACGUGGAGCUUGAAGAGACCGGACGUGUAUUGAGCAUUGGAGAUGGUAUCGCUCGUGUGUACGGACUCAAAAACAUCCAGGCCGAGGAAAUGGUGGAAUUUUCCAGCGGACUAAGGGGUAUGGCUUUGAACUUGGAGCCUGACAAUGUUGGUGUGGUAGUGUUUGGUAAUGACAAGCUCAUCAAGCAAGGAGAUAUUGUCAAGAGAACGGGAGCUAUUGUGGACGUGCCGGCUGGAGAGAAGAUGUUGGGAAGAGUAGUCGAUGCCCUCGGUGAUCCUAUUGACGGAGCGGGCCCCAUUGUUGCUGAGAGGCGUCGUGUGGGUAUGAAGGCUCCAGGCAUCAUCCCUCGUAUCUCUGUGCGUGACCCUAUGCAAACUGGUAUCAAGGCAGUGGACAGUCUGGUCCCCAUUGGCAGAGGACAGAGAGAACUGAUCAUCGGAGACAGACAGACUGGCAAAACUGCCAUUGCUAUUGACACCAUCAUCAACCAGCAGAGGUUCAAUUAUGGAGACGACGAGACGAAGAAGCUGUAUUGUAUCUACGUGGCCAUUGGUCAGAAGAGGAGUACCGUCGCUCAGAUUGUCAAAAGACUCACUGAUUCAAAUGCCAUGAAGUACACAGUGAUUGUAAGUGCCACAGCCUCUGAUGCAGCUCCUCUGCAGUACCUCGCUCCCUACUCUGGCUGUGCUGUUGGAGAGUACUUCAGAGACACCGGGAAACACGCUCUCAUCAUCUACGACGACUUGUCCAAGCAUGCCGUAGCAUACCGUCAGAUGUCUCUGCUACUGAGAAGACCCCCAGGUCGUGAGGCCUACCCUGGUGACGUGUUCUACCUCCACUCCCGUCUCCUGGAGAGAGCUGCCAAGAUGAACGAUGACUAUGGUGGUGGUUCGCUAACUGCUCUUCCCGUGAUCGAGACUCAGGCUGGAGAUGUGUCUGCUUAUAUCCCUACCAACGUCAUCUCUAUCACUGACGGACAGAUUUUCUUGGAGACAGAGUUGUUCUACAAGGGUAUCCGACCGGCCAUCAACGUAGGCCUCUCUGUGAGUCGUGUGGGAUCUGCCGCUCAAGUCAAGGCCAUGAGACAGGUUGCUGGCUCCAUGAAGCUUGAGCUUGCCCAGUAUCGUGAGGUGGCUGCCUUUGCUCAGUUUGGCUCUGAUCUGGAUGCCUCUACACAGGCUCUCCUCAACAGAGGUGUCAGGCUCACAGAGCUACUCAAGCAGGGACAAUAUGUGCCAAUGGCCAUUGAGGACCAAGUGGCUGUCAUCUACGCUGGAGUUAGGGGCUACCUGGACAAGCUCGACCCGUCACGAGUGACUGACUUCGAGAAAGCCUUCCUCCAACACAUGCGUACCACACAUCAAGGUCUCCUCGACACCAUUCGAAAGGAAGGACAAAUUUCCGAUGCCACCGAAGCCCAAUUGAAAGAUAUCGUUCUCUCGUUUGUGGACAGUUUCCUCAAGGAAUAGAUUGGCAACUCUUAGGAACACUUAGUGUAUUGUUGUUGUUAUAAUUAUAUAUAUCUAUUGGCCACUGUACCCAUGGCAUGUUGUGUACAGUCAAUCUUUCAAGCAUUAGCACAAGUAUAGGGGUUGUGUGUUUAUGUGAGUAUGUGUUGUACUUUUGUCUUUGUAUGAGAUUUCUAUUAGUGA
Halichondria panicea is the source of this 1942-nucleotide messenger RNA. RefSeq names its product ATP synthase subunit alpha, mitochondrial-like. The record is from RefSeq and is a predicted model, not a curated record. Gene Ontology annotation, molecular function: proton-transporting ATP synthase activity, rotational mechanism; ATP binding; ADP binding. Bases 101 to 1759 code for a protein of 552 amino acids. Gene Ontology annotation, biological process: proton transmembrane transport; proton motive force-driven ATP synthesis. NCBI's taxonomy places the organism in Eukaryota, Metazoa, Porifera, Demospongiae, Suberitida, Halichondriidae. The transcript is spliced from 11 exons.